This is a messenger RNA of Aspergillus sclerotioniger CBS 115572, 1859 nucleotides long. RefSeq names its product methyltransferase-like protein. The coding region runs from base 311 to 1528 and encodes 405 amino acids. The record is from RefSeq and is a predicted model, not a curated record. Gene Ontology annotation, molecular function: S-adenosylmethionine-dependent methyltransferase activity. Lineage: Eukaryota; Fungi; Ascomycota; Eurotiomycetes; Eurotiales; Aspergillaceae. The transcript is spliced from 4 exons.
GGACACAGAGGAACAACAUCGAACAGCCCAUGGCUAGCAAUCAGCCCGGAAGGGAACAGAGAGCAGGUUGCGAUAGUUUCAGCAUUAAAUAAAAGCCUGUGCAUGAUGGAAGAAAGCGCCUGGUCAGCACUAGACCCCACCGCCUUUUAGAUUAAGCCCUGGAUAAAAGGGCUCGCGCGUGAAGUUUCCGGUUUCUUGGAAUCAGAUAUCUCCAGUACCACGAAUUGGCCCAGUGUCUUACUGUAUCAUCUUCCCACAGCAAGAACCGACCCUCCUCACCCACGUCCGUUCUGAAACCACGAGCACAACAAUGCGCACCUUCCUUGCUCUCCUCCUCUGCAUCGUCUUCCCCCUCUACCUCGCCAUCCGUGGCUCCGCCUCGUUGUCUGACAUUGCAGUUCUCCUCUCCUCCCUCUCCGAGCGCGCCGAAGCACUUCACAUCGCGCUCACCUCCCCGCUUGCCGCUCCUCCAGCACCAAUCUUCAAAGAAGCCUUCGAAGCUUUCGCCGAGCCCGCCAAACCCGUGCGCGCAACACAAGACGGGAGAAGGAAGAGAUACCCCUCCCUUCCCGAUGGACUGGCGCACUGCAUCAACUCCUUCGAGCAGUAUCCGUUUCUCGCCGAGCAAGUGCUCCAGCGGAAGCAUGCGCGGUAUUCCAAGCAGACGCCCGCGCAGAAGGCGAUAAGCAACAAGCUCGGCUACCCUGCACACUUCGAGCAAGCCAGGAAUGGAAUCAAGGUGAACGCCAGAUUCUCGGAAAAGAUCGCGCAGAUUGCGAGGGAGGAUUACCACACCGGCCCGCGAGCGCUGGAGGACAUAGAAGAUGCGGAGUUUGGACUUGUAAACCUGGCAUUUGGUCAUCUUUCGCGAGACUGGAGCACGCAGGGCGCCAAGGAAAGGCAGGCCGUGUUUCCGCCUGUUCUGGAUAAGCUUGAGCAACAUUUUGGCGGGAAGGGGAGAGGGAACAAGGUGCUUGUACCUGGGAGCGGGUACGACGUCACGGCCAACGAGCUGGACUACGGCUCCAUCCUGGCCUACCAUCUGCUAACGAACCACACGAGCUCGCUGCACCAGCACACCCUGCAGCCCUUCGUGACCAAAUGGACGCAUCAGGCUAACCCCUCCUCGCGCUACUCCGCCCUAACGGUGCCGGACCACUGGCCAAACAAGGCCGUCAAGCUCGUCGAGGGCGACUUCUUGGAGAUGUUCCCCCGGGACGGUGAGUUCGACGCCGUCGUCACGCUGUUCUUCAUCGACAUGUCCGAGAACGUGAUUGACUUCCUGAGCAACAUACAUCGGCUGCUGAAGCCUGGUGGGGUGUGGAUUAACCUUGGGCCGCUGAAAUGGGGCACCUACACUGCUCUCCAGCUCUCUGCGGAGGAAGUGCUCCAGCUGGCAGAUCUGCUCGGGUUCGAUGUGGACCAUACGUCAAGGAAGAACAUCGACAGUCUGUAUGCCGAGCAGCCGGAGACGUUGUUGAAGUUCACUUAUGUUACGCAGUUCUGGUCUGCAACGAAGAGGGAGUGAAAUGGGGGUUGUGUAGUCUUUGCUUCCAGGCUUUGCCUUCGUUACUAGAUCUUACUCGAACGAGGCAAUGGCUUUUUGGAUGUGGGCGUUGGUUGUUUUGGACAUGAAAUCGCGGAAGACGUCUUCAAAGCUUGGUGCCGCGUCUAGACGUGAGAUCAAGGCCCCUUGACUGCUGUCAACGCUGGGAGCUAUUCUCUGGAAGUUGUGUAGUUUCUUUCAUACCUCUGACCAUGGCCUGUGUCACCUAGAUUGCAAUGAAUUGCAUUUGCAUAGCAACUGAGCCAGGAACCGUAACCUGUUGCUGACACGAAGCGAAUGAAGUCGACGAAAG